AUGGCUGAAAUCGCUGGCAACUUGCAAAGGAUCCUUCAAUCUCUUGACAGGCAAUUCGCGGGCAACAAAUACCUGCAGGAGUUUGAGCGCAAGACUGGGUUUCCCAAGUCGUAUGCCAUUGCCGGUGCAGGUGUGGCCUACUUGUUCAUUAUCUUCAUCAACGUCGGCGGAGUUGGGGAGAUCCUAUCCAACUUCCUGGGCUUUGUGUUACCAUGCUACUACUCGCUCCAUGCCAUCAAGACGACCACUACCGCGGAUGACACGGAAUUGUUGACAUACUGGAUUGUCUUUGCGUUCUUCAGUGUCAUUGAGUUCUGGUCCAAAGCGAUCCUAUACUGGGUACCAUUCUACUGGUUUUUCAAGACCAUAUUCCUAAUCUUCAUUGCUCUUCCUCAGCUUGGCGGCGCGAGUCUAAUUUACCACAGAGUUAUCGCGCCAUUGACGGAUCCAUACAUCGCUGCUGGUUCUCAGCGCAAGGCUAGUGGCAUCUCCUCUAAAAUGGAGCAGGCGGCCAAGGGCGCCUCUGCACGGGCAACCGGCGCUGCGUCUCACCAAUCCAGCGACUGA
Messenger RNA from Eremothecium gossypii ATCC 10895, 567 nucleotides. RefSeq names its product Yop1p (gene YOP1). Lineage: Eukaryota; Fungi; Ascomycota; Saccharomycetes; Saccharomycetales; Saccharomycetaceae. The coding region runs from base 1 to 567 and encodes 188 amino acids. The transcript is spliced from 2 exons. The record is from RefSeq and is marked provisional.